AUGAUGCCUUCCACUGCUAAUCUGUUCCACGUCAUUGAACACGUUGUUCCUUGUCAGUACAUUAGAGAAUACCCUGGAGCCACCAUAAAUGGACAAACCGAUGUUUUGGAGUUGUCAGUCAAACAAUACAUCCCAAUCGACAAUCUGACCCCGCAACAUGGUGACGUGACUAUACUGGCUGCGCACGCCAAUGGGCUUCCCAAGGAACUUUACGAACCUCUCUGGGAAGAUCUUUACCGUUGUUCAAAGUCCCAGGGUUUCCGUAUCCGAGCGAUUUGGAUUGCGGAUGUAGUAAAUCAGGGGCAAAGUGGUGUCCUUAAUGAAGGAGUCCUAGGAAACGACUGGGGGAAAGCAAAUUGGUUUGAUCAUUCUCGCGACCUUCUCCAUCUUGUCAACCUCAAACAAUCCGAGAUGCCACAACCAAUAAUUGGUGUUGGACACAGUAUGGGCGGCUUUCAUUUAGCGCAUCUAAGCUUGAUGCAUCCCCGGCUUCUUCACAGCAUUAUCCUCAUAGACCCCAUCAUCCAACGCGAGAGAACGCCACUUAAAGAAAACCGGUAUAUCGAACUCAGCGAAAUGGCCACUCAAUUUUCAGGACUUUCCAUAGUCCGACGCGACCAAUGGCCUUCCCGCAAAGCAGCAGCCGAAAGCUUCCAACGCAGUCGAUUUUACCAAGGCUGGGACCCACGAGUGCUCGAGAAAUGGAUCAAGUUCGGCCUACGCGAUACCCCCACAAUGACCUACCCUUUGCACGAUGAAAUACUACCCGACACCGAUGCAGACGGUCCGCCGGUUACGCUGACAACCACUCGUCAUCAAGAAGUAUUUUCCUUUACAAGGCCGAUAUAUGACCAUGCAGGCUGUCGUGGCAGCCACGAAACACAUCCAGACCUUGAUAAGAACAUACCAGAGUCAUCCCGGUUUUACCGCCCCGAGCCACCUCAAAUCUUUGCGCAGCUUCCUUUUCUCAGACCAAGCACAUUUUACAUAUUUGGUGGUCGAUCAAAUAUCUCUCUUCCUGCUCUAAGAGCAGAUAAGAUCAAACAUACCGGUACGGGGCUGGGUGGCAGUGGAGGCGUUGCGAAUGGUCGUGUUCGGGAAGCUUUUUUGGAACAAGCUGGGCACCUCAUUCCCCAAGAAACUCCCCGUGAAACUGCAGAGCUUAUCUCCCUUUGGUUGCGCCCCGAGCUGGAUCGCUGGCGAUCGGAAGAGGAAGCUUUCCGUGCUUUGUUCGAUCGCACUACCACCAUCGAAAAAGUCACCUCUUGCGACCAAUGGAACGGACUCUGGCCCAAUUUACGACCACAGCGCCACGAGAAAAAGGCUACAGUGUCGAGGCUGUAG
Molecule: messenger RNA, 1344 nt
Organism: Penicillium verhagenii
Lineage: Eukaryota; Fungi; Ascomycota; Eurotiomycetes; Eurotiales; Aspergillaceae
Product: alpha/beta hydrolase
Exons: 4
Coding region: 1-1344 (447 amino acids)
Source: RefSeq, a predicted model, not a curated record